Molecule: messenger RNA, 879 nt
Organism: Schizosaccharomyces osmophilus
Lineage: Eukaryota; Fungi; Ascomycota; Schizosaccharomycetes; Schizosaccharomycetales; Schizosaccharomycetaceae
Product: short chain dehydrogenase
Exons: 1
Coding region: 1-879 (292 amino acids)
Molecular function (GO): oxidoreductase activity
Source: RefSeq, a predicted model, not a curated record
AUGAAGUCGACAAUUUCCACUGUACUUGUUACUGGAGCUUCUAGAGGUUUGGGAUUUGCAUUGAUUACGGUUGGUUUGGCUCAAGGUUAUAAUGUGGUUGCGUGUUCCCGUGCGCCCGAAUCCAUAAAUAUCGAGCACUCGAACUUGUUAAAGCUCAAAGUAAACGUGACGGAUAUUGAUUCUGUCGAACGCGCUUUCAAGAGUGCUCAAAGAAUAUUUGGAAAUAUAAACAUAGUAAUCAACAAUGCAGGAUAUGGACUUGCUGGCGAGUUUGAAUCGUACACCAUCGAGGAAAUGCAUCGACAAAUGGAUGUAAAUUUUUGGGGAGUGACAUAUGUUACUAAAGAAGCGUUAAAUUACAUGCGUGAAUCAGGAACAGGAGGACGAAUUUUACAAAUUUCGUCGGUCGCAGGAUACUACCCAUCUCCAUGUUUAAGCAUGUAUAAUGCCAGCAAAUUUGCUAUUGAAGGGCUCUCUCAAACAAUAAUGAGAGAAUUGGAUCAAAGUUGGAACAUCGCCAUAACAAUUGUGCAACCGGGUGGUAUGCAGACAGAGUGGGCUGCCUCUAAUAUGCAGUGGUCCAAAGCACAUCCUGCAUAUGAGAAUGAUCAAUCUUGGAGACCAUUUUGGAAAAACUACCAUGGGUCCGAGGAAACAGACCCGAAUAAAGCAGCGAAUUUGUUAUAUACCAUUGCUCAGCUCGACAAGCCGCCUCAAAAGCUUGUUCUAGGUUAUGAUUCCUUGGAGUUGAUUCGCAAGCAACAUCAGGAUAUUAAACAAGAGCUUGAGAAGAAUGUAGCUCUUAGUACAAGUGUAACAAGAGAUGAUUUUGACCCAGAUACAGUGGAAAUUUUGCGCCAAAAUCUUCAAUCCAUGUGA